Penicillium brasilianum is the source of this 957-nucleotide messenger RNA. The record is from the annotation of a GenBank genome assembly. NCBI's taxonomy places the organism in Eukaryota, Fungi, Ascomycota, Eurotiomycetes, Eurotiales, Aspergillaceae.
GUCCAGGAUAGUUAGCACUUGAUGAGUUUAAUAUAAAUCACCACUUGCCACAAUGGAUGGUUUCAUCUCUCCUCUCCCUUCAGAAGCGCUCACUUAAGAAAUAAAGCUCCCUAUAUUUAGUUGGUGAAACAGACACAAGGUCUUCUUUCGCCAAAAUGGUCCUUACAUAUCAUAGCCUCAUGGAGUCUGGUGUUGUUCUGGUCUUCGUUGGCAAGGACCAAAAGCGGUUCUUAAUUCAUACAGAGUUAGCUAGCUCCUUUCCAGUCCAGAUUCUUCAACCUCCUAUAGCGGAGGAAUUUGACGAGGUAGUCUUUGGCCGUUGCUGCGAGUUUGUGUAUACUGGUGAUUACUCCGUCCCCCCUCCGAUCUACGAUGGCAUCCGCAAUCAAUCAGCCACAGAAUCUGUGAGACGAUGGGAUCCUGCCGGACUUUCUUGGAACUUUUUCCACCCAGGAAAGUUCCCUAUUAUUUGUGCCGACCUACGGGAACGAUUGGGUCAGGUGAAUCCCAACUACCGAGCCAACGACGAUUCAAGCACCGACCCUAAAUACAGUUAUGCGGAUGUAUUUCUUUGUCAUGCUGAAAUUUAUAGUUUCGCUUCCAGAACGGGGUGGGCUGCUCUAUGCUAUCUGUCACUCUACCGCCUUCUUGGGCUGCUAGCAAACUUCACACUUUGCGAGGAACGAACUGGGGAUAUUGUCACUCUAUUGAAAUUCACCUUUGAGAAUGUUGAUUCUGAGGAAUUUGAAAGCAUAGGAGACAUAAAAUUUGAAGGUAUGGGAGACCUCAAAAAGUUGAUGGGAGACUAUGCAAUGUGGAAUUUGGAAAUCCUGAUGCGGGAUAUGGAUUUUCAACUUGUACUUGACAAAAUGCCGUCUUUGGAAAGUGCUUUUUUUAGCUGGAUGUGGACAUAAAGUAGAAAAUAGAUCAAAUGUCAUCUGGGGGCUUUUUAAGGAC